This is a messenger RNA of Drosophila eugracilis, 1179 nucleotides long. It is a transcript of the gene Gr36b, whose product is annotated as putative gustatory receptor 36b. The coding region runs from base 1 to 1179 and encodes 392 amino acids. The transcript is spliced from 3 exons. NCBI's taxonomy places the organism in Eukaryota, Metazoa, Arthropoda, Insecta, Diptera, Drosophilidae. Gene Ontology annotation, biological process: sensory perception of taste. The record is from RefSeq and is a predicted model, not a curated record. Gene Ontology annotation, cellular component: membrane.
AUGGGUGACUGGGUCGGUUUCUUGCUGAGGUCUGUAUACUUUUACUGCCACUUCGUGGGGUUAAACAACUUUGAGUACGACUGGCGGACAGGACGCGUAUUCAAAUCCUGGCGUAGUUCUCUGUACGCCUUCACGGUGAAUGCCGUUCUAACGAUAUCUCUUAUUUUUUAUUGGAUCGUGAAAAAACAUAAUACAAAUUUGAUUUUUGUUAGUGCAAAUAAGUUGCACGAGUAUGUUACCAUUAUUAUUGCCGGUCUGAAGAUCACAACAGGACUUAUUACGGUGCUUAACCGGUGGCUCCAGCGUAGUCAAAUAAUGCGCCUAACCAAAGAUAUAAUUCGUCUUUAUUUGGCCAAUCCCCAGGUGAAAAAGAUGAUCCGCUGGGGCAUUCUACUGAAGCUCUUCAGUGGCUGUGCAAUAGACCUGUUUCAAGUGCUGCUUUUCGUGGAUUCAGCGAGUCGCCAAGCACAGACAGUAAUGUUGGGUAUUUUUUUAAGAACAUGCAUUUCAUUCAUUUCAAAUCUGGCCUUAUCGCAGCAUUAUUUCGUAAUGCUUUUUGUACGGGCCCAAUACCAGAUAGCUAAUAUGAAGCUGCGACAGGUGAUCGAAGAAAGCCGUAGGCUAAGUUACCUCAAACAGCGGAAAGGUGUCUUUAUGACAAGAUGCUGCUAUCUAUCCGAUCAGGUGGAUGAUAUAGCCAAGGUCCAGAGCCAAUUGCAGUCGAUUUUGGCUCAGUUGGGAGAGGUAUUCGGCAUUCAGGGGCUGAUGUUUUAUAGCGGUUACUAUAUAUCAUCCAUUGGUGUUUAUUAUCUGACCUACAGCGUAUACAGAUAUGGUCAUGAAAAUCUUAAUAUGACAGUUAAUUCCAUGGUUCUUGGCGGCAUUUGGUGCGCUGUAUUCUAUAUCGAUGCCCUGAUCAAUUGUUUUAAUAUGUUGUAUAUGUGGGAUCAUCACGGCGAGAUGCUCCGUCUUUUGGAGCAGAGGACAAUAUUCGCAUCUAGUUUGGAUGUUCGCUUAGAGGAAUCUUUUGAAAGUCUGCAGUUGCAACUGGCGAGGAACCCUCUGAAAAUGGAUGUUAUGAAUAUUUUCCCUAUUACCCGUAGCUCUACUGCGGCCAUGUGUGGAUCUGUUCUAGCGAAUUCGAUAUUUCUAAUACAGUUUGAUAUGGAAUACUUUUAA